Patiria miniata (bat star) is the source of this 4720-nucleotide messenger RNA. It is a transcript of the gene sf3b3, whose product is annotated as splicing factor 3B subunit 3-like. The record is from RefSeq and is a predicted model, not a curated record. Gene Ontology annotation, biological process: mRNA splicing, via spliceosome. Lineage: Eukaryota; Metazoa; Echinodermata; Asteroidea; Valvatida; Asterinidae. Gene Ontology annotation, cellular component: nucleus; U2 snRNP. Bases 144 to 3794 code for a protein of 1216 amino acids. Gene Ontology annotation, molecular function: U2 snRNA binding; protein binding. The transcript is spliced from 27 exons.
GGGAAAUGAAUUGCGCGUAAAACGCAUGAUAUACGUUGGAUACAAUUCAUACCAGUUCAGUGGCAUGGACGCGCAAAUGUUUAGAUCGGUGUGUUAGACGAACAGGUGUGUUUGAAUAGCCGCAACCACUACCCCUUGCCACCAUGUUCCUGUACUCGCUGACCCUCCAGCGGGCCACGGGCAUCGUGCAGGCCAUCCAUGGCAACUUUGCCGGCACCAAGCAGCAGGAGAUCGUCGUGGCCCGGGGGAAAACCCUGGAGCUGCUCAAGCUGGACCCCAACACGGGCAAGCUGCACGUCGUGCUGACGUACGAGAUCUUUGGCAUCAUCCGAGCGCUGAUGGCCUUCAAGCUGACGGGAGGCAGUAAAGAUUACAUUGUUGUUGGGAGUGACUCGGGCCGUAUUGUCAUCUUGGAAUACAACCAGUCCAAGAACACCUUUGACAGGGUGCAUCAAGAGACCUUUGGCAAGAGUGGCUGCCGACGCAUCGUCCCGGGCCAGCUCCUAGCCGUGGACCCCAAGGGUCGUGCCGUCAUGAUCGCCGCCAUUGAGAAGCAGAAGCUGGUCUACAUCCUGAACCGUGACUCCCAGGCCAGGCUGACCAUCUCCUCCCCCCUGGAGGCUCACAAGUCCAACACCUUCUGCUACAACAUCGUGGGUGUGGACGUGGGCUUUGAGAACCCCAUGUUUGCGUGCUUGGAGAUUGAUUAUGAGGACGCCGAUUCCGACCCGACUGGCGAGGCAGCCGCAGCCACUCAACAGAUGCUGACUUACUACGAGCUGGACCUGGGCCUGAAUCAUGUGGUUAGGAAGUACAGCGAACCCCUGGAAGAACAUGGCAACUUCCUCAUCGCUGUUCCUGGCGGUAGUGAUGGUCCGAGUGGUGUGCUGAUCUGCUCCGAGAAUUACAUCACCUACAAGAACCUGGGCGACCAGCCAGAUAUCAGAAUGCCCAUCCCUAGAAGACGGAAUGACUUGGAUGAUCCAGAGAGAGGCAUGAUCUUUGUCUGCAGUGCAACACACAAAACAAAGUCCAUGUUCUUCUUCCUGGCCCAGACAGAACAGGGAGACAUCUUCAAAAUCACCUUGGAAACAGACGAGGACAUGGUGACCGAGGUCAGAAUGAAGUACUUUGAUACGGUGCCCGUGGCGACCAACAUGAAUGUACUCAAGACUGGCUUCCUGUUUCUGGCAGCUGAGUUUGGAAACCACUACCUGUACCAGAUUGCCCAUCUCGGCGACGAUGACGACGAGCCAGAGUUCAGCAGCGCCAUGCCCCUGGAGGAAGGCGACACUUUCUUCUUUGCUCCCCGCUCCUUGAAAAACCUGGUGGAGAUUGACCAGAUGGAGAGCCUGUCGCCCAUCAUGAACUGCCAGAUUGCAGAUUUGGCCAACGAAGACAACCCUCAGCUGUACGUGGCGUCAGGCAGGGGCCCUCGAUCCUCCCUCAGAGUGCUUCGGCACGGUCUGGAGGUAUCAGAAAUGGCUGUGUCUGAGCUGCCAGGUAACCCCAACGCUGUCUGGACAGUCAAGAAACUCAGUGAUGAUGAGUUUGAUGCUUACAUCAUCGUGUCCUUCGUCAACGCCACCCUGGUCCUGUCCAUCGGUGAGACCGUAGAGGAAGUGACUGAUUCCGGUUUCCUGGGUACCACGCCCACCCUGUCCUCCUCUCUGAUCGGAGACGACUCCCUCCUGCAGAUCUACCCCGAAGGUAUUCGUCACAUCCGAGCCGACAAGCGUGUGAACGAAUGGAAGACACCGGGCAAGAAAAGCAUCGUCAAAUGUGCCGUCAACCAGAGACAGGUUGUCAUUGCACUGACGGGAGGGGAACUGGUGUAUUUUGAAAUGGACCCAACUGGCCAGCUGAACGAGUACACCGAACGCAAGGAGAUGUCAGCCGACGUCAAGUGUAUGAGUCUUGGCAGCGUGCCAGCCGGUGAGCAGAGGGCUAGAUUCCUGGCAGUGGGGCUGGAUGACGAUACUGUCCGAAUCAUCUCACUGGACCAAUCAGACUGUCUGCAGCCGCUUAGCAUGCAGGCCCUCCCCGCCCCGGCCGAGUCUCUCUGCGUCGUGGAGAUGGGAGGCACCGAGGCCACAGAGUCUGGAGAGAGAGGAAUGACUGGUGGACUCUUCCUGAACAUCGGACUGCAUAAUGGUGUGUUGUUGAGGAUGGUGCUGGACUCUGUCACCGGCGACCUAUCCGAUACCAGGACCAGGUAUCUGGGUUCCAGACCGGUCAAGCUGUUCAGAAUCAAGAUGCAAGGCUCGGAGUCUGUCCUAGCCAUGUCCAGUCGGUCCUGGCUCAGCUACUGGUACCAGUCUCGGUUCCAUCUCACCCCUCUGUCUUACGAGACUCUGGAGUACGCCUCUGGGUUUGCCUCGGAGCAGUGCCCCGAAGGCAUCGUGGCCAUCUCCACAAACACACUCAGAAUCUUGGCGUUGGAGAAGCUGGGCGCCGUCUUCAACCAGGUCUCCAACCCGCUGACCUACACGCCGCGCAAGUUUGCCAUCCACCCGGAGAGCAACAACAUCGUGAUCAUCGAGUCGGACCACAACGCCUACACGGAAACCACCAAGGCUAUGCGCAAACAGCAGAUGGCCGAGGAAAUGGUGGAAGCGGCCGGUGACGAGGAGAGAGAAUUGGCCGCCGAGAUGGCCGAAGCCUUCCUACAAGAGGACCUCCCUGAGAGCUUGUUUGGUGCCCCUAAGGCCGGGCCAGGCAUGUGGGCCUCUCUCAUCAGGCUACUCAACCCUGUCAGUGGGACAACGCUUGACUCCGUAGCUCUGGAACAAAACGAGGCCGCAUUCAGCCUGUGCGUAUGCAAGUUUUCCAACCGUGGUGACGACACCUUCGUAUUGGUCGGCACAGCCAAGGACGUGACACUGAGCCCACGGACCUGCUCCGGGGGCUUCAUACACACCUACCAGCUGGUGGACGAUGGCAAGAAACUGGAACUGCUCCACAAGACCCCAGUGGACGAUGUUCCGUCAGCAAUUUGCCCGUUCCAGGGGCGUGUCUUGGUGGGUGUGGGAAGAUUGCUCCGAAUCUACGACCUGGGCAAGAAGAAGAUGCUUCGCAAGUGUGAGAACAAACAUAUUCCCAACUUCAUCAUCAACAUCCAGACCUCGGGCCAGCGCAUCAUCGUCAGCGAUGUCCAGGAGAGCAUCCACUUCAUCCGCUACAAGCGUCAGGAGAACCAGAUGGUCAUCUUCGCCGACGACACCCACCCGCGUUGGUUGACGGCCACCGCGUGUCUGGACCACGACACCAUGGCCAUCGCGGACAAGUUUGGAAACGUCAGCAUUAUACGACUGACGCCAGGCACCAACGAUGAAGUCGAUGAGGACCCGACGGGAGUCAAAGCCCUCUGGGACCGGGGUCUCCUCAGCGGCGCCUCCCAGAAAUCCGAGAUCAUCAUCAAUUUCCACGUUGGCGAUACAAUCCUCUCCCUGCAGAAGGCUACGCUCAUCCCCGGAGGUUCCGAUUCGCUGGUCUACACCACGCUGUCGGGGGCCGUCGGGAUACUGGUACCCUUCACAUCGCACGAGGAUCAUGACUUCUUUCAACAUCUUGAGAUGCACAUGCGUUCAGAGUUCCCGCCUCUCUGUGGUCGGGAUCACAUCUCCUACAGGUCCUACUUCUUCCCCAUCAAGAAUGUGAUUGAUGGGGAUCUGUGCGAGCAGUUCAACUCCAUGGAUGCCAGCAAGCAGCGUAGUGUGGCCGACGAACUGGACAGAAACCCUAGCGAGGUCUCCAAGAAGUUGGAAGACAUCAGGACCAGAUUCGCAUUCUAGAAGUUUGUCGUGACCAUCUUUCUCAAUGACUGAAGAAGACUAUUGCUUCUUGGUUUUAAAAGGCCUUCAGAUCUAACCCUAUUGUUGGACCCUUUAAGAAGGAGGCUUUGGGAGGAUUUUGGAGAAUUAAGGAGCUUUUUGACCCUUGAAAGUUGGAACAUUGAGCUGUGCCUUUUGGAAUAUCGCAAGGUGGUGGAAUUUUGGAGGAAGGUCCUACCAAAAAUGCUUAAGAAGUCGGGGUUAAUUUCUUUGGUGAAUCCAGCACCUCAAAUUAAGAAAGAAAAAAAAGGGUUUCAAUUUUCAGAUGGGAAAAAUAUGCUCGUGUCUUUGAAAAAUUGGCAAGAAUUCUGUCACAUGUCCAUUAGUCCGGGAGUUUCAUUCAGCUGUUUAAUUCAAAAGAAAAUGUUGGCAGAUUUCUCAAAAUGUGGUUAAUUGUUGAACAGUAAAUCAUAUGAAUUAAGCCACAUGUGGCCUCUGAGGGAGAAAUUAUCUUACGGAGCAGGUGAUCUGUUGUCCCAAUUUUUACACAAUUCACUGUACAUAUUCUAGUUGCAAUAGAAACUUUUGUCUCUCUAUUUGUAAAUACAUUUGUUAAUUUCUAGCAUAGACUCUCAGUUUUUGUUGUACAAACAUUAAGACCAUUAGAAAACUCACUGACCGAAGAUUGCCAUAAUUGCAUGUCAGGCACCAAGCACCAGGUUAUCAAUCAUUUUCAGUAGGUCCUUGUGAUAAACUGUGUUUACUUUCCCCAAAUUUGUAAAAAUCCUCUUUUGUUGAAGGUUAAAAUGAAGGAUACAGCUGAAAUCAUGUUUUUCUUUGGUUUUCGCUAUUGUCCAUCAUUUUUACUCGUGCUACAUAUAACUUCUUGUAAAUAAUACCACAGUAAAGAUCACGGAAUUAAAGUAAAUAAAAAUGUUUAAAAUUGA